Messenger RNA from Paramecium sonneborni, 1667 nucleotides. Lineage: Eukaryota; Ciliophora; Oligohymenophorea; Peniculida; Parameciidae. The record is from the annotation of a GenBank genome assembly.
AGAAAAUGUUUUUCAUAUUCUAUAUGAUGAUGUAAUAGAUAGUUGCUGAGGAGUAUAACAUCUCUGAAAUUACACCGCUAUUAUUGAUAUAUAGAUAUCACGGAGAGUGGAAAUCCGAAACAAAUAAUGUUUAAAAUAGCAUUUCUAUAAUAGCCAUUUAAUUAUUUAGAAUAGACUAAAGGAGAAACAUUUAUUUAAAUUGUCUAGCAAGAUUAAGAAGAAAAAGAUCUCUCAAAUAGGACUAUAUAUACAAUAACUAUGAUGUUUCUAGAUCCUAUUUAUUUUGAUGAAAAAAUUGUUUUUGGGAUUUUUAAUGUUAGCGAUAUUAAUUAAACAAAUUUGUAAUGACAUAUAAUAUGUAUAGAUCCUGGAAGGGGAAUACAGAUUUUGUUUAUUUUAAAUAUUACAAAGAAAGAGGAGGAAACCCAAAUGUCACUUGUAAAAUGAAUCAUGACAUAAAAUUAAAUUAUCAAAAAGGUAUAUUAACAUUUUGAUGCAUAAUAGAUGAAAUAGAUUCUAAAAAAUUAAAUUUUACCAUUUAAUUAAGUAGUAACUAGUAGGAUAACGAAGAUUGUAAUAUAGAAAUAUUCUCAGAAUAUCAGAUUUAUUAAUCAAAUACUUAUAAAUAGGUGCUUUUUUACAGUUUGAUGUUAAAUGUCUUAUGUGCAAUAUAAUAUUUUUGUGUUAAUAGAUUAAUAGAAAAUGUUUUGAGAGAUGAAGAUAAUUCAAUUGUUUAAAAAGUAAGCUUAAUUAUAAUGUAUAGAUUUCAAUUUUCUGUGUGGGUUUUGUAACAAUAUAUGAUACAUUUUUAGCAUUUAAAAAUUUAAGCUUUGCUUUUGGACAAAUGGUAUAUUUAAAUAUAUAUAUAUAGUAUUUCUAAUAUUUCAUUUUGCCUGCAUUUUUCUUUUUUAUGCUGACGAUGAAUUGUGAUUUAAAAUUAUUAUGGAUUAUUUGCAGAUUAAGAUUUUAAGAAUAAUUCUAAGAUUAAUAAAGUUAAAGACAAUUUUUAACGAAAUUUUUCAUUAUCUAUUGUAAAAUAUAAAAUUUAUUCUAUUAGAUGUUUCUGUAUUAACUAUGUUUUUAUUGUUGGAAGAAUAUGAAUUGUAUAAUUCAUUUUUAUUGAUAAUUGGUUUUUUUAUGACACCUUAAAUAAUUCAUAAUUUUAGAGAAGGAACGAAUCCAAAAUUUAUGCCAGAAUAUAUAUUUGGAUUUUUAUCUAUAAAUAUUGCAGUUCCAGUAAAUAAAUUUAAUAGUUUAAGCUAUACUUUAGAGGAUAUCCAAAUAAUUUUAGAAGAUUAAAACCUUCAAUCGAAUUUUGUAUUUGUUGGGUGUUGGUCUAUUUAGUUUAAAUUUUAAUUUUAUAUAUCUAAUUUAAAAAAGGUCCUCGUAAGAUUAUUCCAAAAUGUUUAUUACCAAAAUAAUACAAUUAUUUUUAAGAUUAUAAACCUUUAGAUCAAGAAGAUUGUGCAAUUUGUUUAUUACAUUUGAUGAUUGAACCAAACUAAUAAGAAUAAGAUUUAGAUAGAAUGUUAGUAAGCAAAGUUUUAAUGAUUACUCCUUGUGGACAUAAAUUUCAUCCUUAUUGUUUAAAAACUUGGCUUGAAGUCAAAUUAACUUGCCCUACUUGUCGAAAUACUAUACCUGCAAUUUGUGAAUGAAUUGAGACG